Molecule: messenger RNA, 958 nt
Organism: Lotus japonicus
Lineage: Eukaryota; Viridiplantae; Streptophyta; Magnoliopsida; Fabales; Fabaceae
Exons: 1
Coding region: 40-696 (218 amino acids)
Molecular function (GO): protein binding
Source: RefSeq, a predicted model, not a curated record
CCGCAAAGCUAGGGAAGUUGCUUGGCAACUCAUAACAACAUGACUGCAGAGGCUAUGUUACAAUUUGGCAUCUUAAUCCUAACCUUAUCACUAUUCUUCGUCAUGUACACUCUCCGCAACCAAAUAACCCAGCCGAGAAUCCGAACCCGCAACAAGACCCGUCAACCCGACCCAAACCGCCACCUGGUCCAAGCAACGCGUCACCUAGCUCGAGCCAGAUCCACCACCGCCACACACCGAGCCCAACACGCAAGAACCGCUCUCGUUGAAGCCGACCGAGCUCUCUCCAUCUCACCCAGGGACCCCUCCGCCCACAUCCUCCGAGCCCGAGCGCUCAUCCUCAUGGGUCGCCGCGCCGCCGCUAUCAGAUCCCUCGAUUUCGCCCUCUCUCCGCCGGCGGCUAAGUCGCUUUCCGCGGCGGAGCGCGCGGAUGCUCUUGUUGAGAGGGCGGAGGUGAAAAUGGCUGUGAAUAUGCGGCGGCGAGUUGACUCGGCGAUGGCGGAUCUAAAAGAGGCAAUGGGACUGAGUCGAGGGAUGAGUGUGAGUACUAGUAACUCGGUGGGGAUGUGUUUGUUGGGGAAGUGUUGUGAGUGGAAAGGGAUGAAGGGUGAGGCUGAAGAUGCUUUCCGGGAGGCUCUUGAUGUUGAUCCUGAUUCAGUUGAGGCUCGUAAUGGGUUGGAUCGGUUAGGCCCAUGAAGUUUUCCUUUUUUGGUAAAAAAUUGUUUUGGUAAUUUCGAACCGGAUAAAACCAUUAGUUGAUGUAGAUGAUAAUAUUCUAGUAAUUCUACCUACUAUUUAUAGACUUGAACGCGAGACAUCUGCUUAAACUAAAUCAAUUCGUGUUAGUUGAUCUACAUGCUUAGCGGCAGGGGCGGAUUCACCGCCGGCAAGCUUGGGCCUAUGCCCAGGCUCUGGCCGAAAAAAUAAAUUUUUUCUUUAGACCAGAUUAUCUUUGGGG